AUGCUCCUCCGCACCCUUGUCGCUGCCCUACUGCCCGUCCAAGCUCUUGGAUUGGUGGUCUCUCGAGACAGCAACCAGUGGCAGGCACCCGGGCCGAACGAUCGCCGCAGCCCCUGCCCCUUUCUCAACACGGCUUCCAACCACGGCUUCCUUCCGCGCGAUGGCUUCAACGUGUCGCACCAGCAAAUCUUUGACGGCUUCAAGGCCGCCCUCAACUUUGAGUCGUCGGCCCUGCUCGCGGCCGUCACCCUGGGGCAGACGACGUCGACGACGGGACACCCGAGCACCUUUCACAUGGACGACCUCAACGUGCACAACCUCUUUGAGCACGACGCCAGCCUAAGCCGCAACGAUUCAUACUUUGGCCCCGCCAUCAAGCUCGAACAGUCCAUCUGGGCCCAGACGCUCACGCACUUCCCGGACCCCUAUAUCUCGCUGUCGCAGGCCAAGGCGGCACUGGAGGCCCGCAUCGCCGAGUCCAAGGCCACCAACCCGGAGCACGUCUUUGGCGCGCUUGCGCAGGCCGUCGUGGACAUCGAGACGGCCGUUUAUACGUUUGGCACCGGUGGGGGUGUCAACGGCGGCGCGAACCGCGAGUGGUUGAAGGUUAUUUUUCGUGAGUUUUUGCCCCUCUGGUGGACAGCGGUGGUGUUGUUGAUGAUUGCUAAUGGCUUGCUUGUCUUGACGACAGAGGAGGAGCGGUUCCCGUACGAGCUUGGUUUCCACAGGUUCGAGCAGGUGACCACGGGAGAGAUGGUGGAUCAGUUUAUUGCGAACAUCAAGGCCGCGCCGCCAGUCCAGCAGUGA
Messenger RNA from Pyricularia pennisetigena, 807 nucleotides. RefSeq lists its product as uncharacterized. NCBI's taxonomy places the organism in Eukaryota, Fungi, Ascomycota, Sordariomycetes, Magnaporthales, Pyriculariaceae. The record is from RefSeq and is a predicted model, not a curated record. Gene Ontology annotation, molecular function: peroxidase activity. Bases 1 to 807 code for a protein of 268 amino acids. The transcript is spliced from 3 exons.